AUGGCAAUGUUUGUAGGGUCCAGCCAGAGAAACCAGUGUGUUGUGUCAGAGUUCAUCCUCCUGGGGCUUCCCAUCAGGCCAGAGCAGCAGGGCAUCUUCUUCACCCUGUUCCUGGCCAUGUAUCUGACCACGGUGCUGGGGAACCUGCUCAUCAUCCUGCUCAUCAGGCUGGACUCUCGCCUCCACACCCCCAUGUACUUCUUCCUCAGCCACUUGGCCUUCACAGACAUAUGCUUUUCAUCUGUCACUGUUCCAAAGAUGCUAACAGGUAUGCAGGGCCAGCACACAUCCAUUGCCUAUGAGGAAUGUGUUUCACAGACGUACUUUUUCAUAGUCUUUGCUGACUUGGACAGUUUCCUUAUCACGUCAAUGGCCUAUGACAGGUAUGUGGCCAUCUGUCACCCUCUACAUUAUACCACCAUCAUGAGUCAGAGACUUUGUGUUAUGCUGGUAGUUGUGUCCUGGGUCACAGCUUGUGCUUGUGCUCUUCUGCACACCCUCCUCCUGGCCCAGCUUUCCUUCUGUGCUGACCACAUUAUCCCCCACUUCUUCUGUGACCUUGGUGCCCUGCUCAAAUUGUCAUGCUCAGACACAUCCCUCAACCAACUGGUAAUCUUCACAGCGGGGCUGGCAGCAAUUAUGCUCCCGUUUCUAUGCAUCCUGGUUUCUUAUGGUCAUAUUGGGUUCACCAUCCUCCGAGUUCCCUCUACCAAGGGCAUCUGCAAAGCCUUGUCCACUUGUGGAUCCCACCUCUCAGUGGUGGCUCUCUAUUAUGGAGCGAUUAUUGGUCUCUAUUUUCUUCCCCCAUCCAGAAACACCAAAGCAAAUAAUGUGAUCGCUUCAGUGAUGUACACAGUGGUCACUCCCUUGUUGAACCCUUUCAUAUACAGUCUAAGAAAUAAAGACAUGAAAGGGGCUUUUAGAAAACUUUGGAGUAAGAAGACAGAUUUUUCCAACUGA
Molecule: messenger RNA, 960 nt
Organism: Nannospalax galili (Upper Galilee mountains blind mole rat)
Lineage: Eukaryota; Metazoa; Chordata; Mammalia; Rodentia; Spalacidae
Product: olfactory receptor 3-like
Exons: 2
Coding region: 1-960 (319 amino acids)
Biological process (GO): G protein-coupled receptor signaling pathway
Cellular component (GO): membrane
Molecular function (GO): G protein-coupled receptor activity; olfactory receptor activity
Source: RefSeq, a predicted model, not a curated record